Messenger RNA from Pungitius pungitius (ninespine stickleback), 3020 nucleotides. Its product is annotated as phospholipase ABHD3-like. The record is from RefSeq and is a predicted model, not a curated record. Gene Ontology annotation, molecular function: acetylesterase activity; monoacylglycerol lipase activity. NCBI's taxonomy places the organism in Eukaryota, Metazoa, Chordata, Actinopteri, Perciformes, Gasterosteidae. Bases 461 to 1687 code for a protein of 408 amino acids. Gene Ontology annotation, biological process: medium-chain fatty acid biosynthetic process; medium-chain fatty acid catabolic process. The transcript has 9 exons.
CAUGCGCAUCAGUUAACUUCCAUAUUUGUAGUCCGUCUGUAAAUACCCGCACCCAUCGUGAAGGACGUACCGUUAUGACACGAGACGGAGGCGUCCUUUGACAUUGGAGGCGUCUGUUUCAGCACACGAUCUUCGGUUGCCGGUCCGAGUGAACCAGGAAGAAGCGGCGGGCUACCGGAGGGGGAAAAAAAACCGUUAACGAACCCGCAGGUGGAUGGCGGCUUUUUUUUUUUUUCGCCAUCACUGUCAGAGGUGAUGAGGACGCGUCGCUGAAAAAACGGAGCGGCUGUAACCACAUCUGUACACGUUAGCCGCCGGUGAUGAAGGCAGGUUGUCAGGCGUUACCGUAACCUUUCCUUUGAUGCAUCUCUGUGCCGUGGUGUCGGUCACGGAACCGUUAAACCGCUAAGCUAGCCGGGUGUUAGCUCUCUUCUGCAGCUAACCAAGUAAGACGAUAGCGAUGUUUUUAACACAUUCGGAGCUCUGGAGAACAUACUGGGAGUGUGUUUCCAGACCGUACACCGUGUUCCUGUGCUCCCUCACGGCCGCGCUGUGCUACCUGUGGGGCCGCAAGCGUCAGACACCAGCCCUGGUCUCUGGCCAGGCCUUCGGUGCAUUCCUCUACAAGCACUGCCCCGUGGUGGCCGAGCGCUUCAGUCCCACUCCGUGGUGCUGGGGAGGCCGCCUGCAAACCCUGGUCUGCGCCGUCCUCAAGUCCCGCCCCCCCGUCACCUAUCGCAAUGAGCUGAUCCCUACGGUCGACGGGGGUCAGAUUUCUCUGGACUGGAUGGACAAUCCGGACAGCGCGACCUACCCGGACUCCUCUACGCGGCCCACAGUGCUGAUCCUCCCGGGCCUGACGGGCAACAGCAAGCAGCCCUACGUGCUGCACGCCCUCAACCAGGCUUGCCGCCGCGGCUACAGAUGUGUGGUUUUCAACAACAGAGGGCUCGGAGGCGAAGAGUUGUUGACGCCCGUCACCUACUGUGCAGCCAAUACCUCAGAUCUGGAGCACGUGGUGCAGCACAUCAAAGGACUUUACCCAUCGGCCCCGGUGCUCGGUGCUGGUGUGUCUUUGGGAGGCAUGUUGCUAUUAAACUACCUGGCCCGUAAGCGCACAGACUCGGGGAUGGUGGCAGGCAUCACCAUCUCGGCUCCCUGGAAUGCGCUCAAGUCGGCGGCUUCAAUGGAAGAGCCGCUCAAUUGGCUGCUCUUCAAUCGAUACCUCACCGCCGGCCUGUGUAGUGCUGUCACCAGGCACAGGAAGGUCCUGGAGAAAGUGGUGGAUAUCGAACAUGUCUUGAAGGCGCAGACUAUCCGCGAGUUUGACGAACGCUUCACUUCUCUGCUGUUCGGUUAUAAGUCUUGCUCCGACUAUUACUUUGAUGCCAGCCCGGACAACAAACUGCACAAUACAACAGUUCCCAUCUUGUGCCUGAACGCUGCAGACGACCCCUUCUCUCCCCAACACGCCUUCCCGCUGAGCACGAUCCAGAGCCUGCCUAACGUCGCCCUGCUGUUGACGGCCCACGGUGGACACAUCGCCUUCCUGCAGGGUCUGUUCCCCCGGGGGGAGAGCUACAUGGAGCGCCUGUUUGGCCAGUUUGUCCAAGCCGCCUUCGAACACCCCAAGGACAUCAGGAAAGCCUGCGGCGUUAAGGACGAGCACGCGUCGCCCCGUUUGUAGGAUGAAUGCAAGCUGAGAAGAGGUAAAAAAAAAAAAGCUGUUCACAAAAGUGCAUUGCUCAGCUUUGCAUGUCAUCAGCAUGCGGCAGACAUGUUGGGCCACGGCGUGAGCCCAGAGUGACCAGCUGUAAUGUACAAUCGUGUGGCCUCGCUGCAGCAAUGCUCUCUACCUCCUCGUCUUCUCAGGUUCUCCUUUAAUGCUUUUCAAAAGUGCAUAACUAAGGUAAUGCUUCAUUAAACCCUACAAAAGGAUUAAGAAGAAAAAAAAAGUCAAUAUAAUUGACUAUAAAUCAAUUUUAAUCAUAAUGUUUCUCCCACACGCCGUCCCAACCGGACUUGAUGCACUGUAGUGUGUGUUGAAACCAAAAUGCACUUUUUAUUAAAAACAUUGUCUUUUAAGUGCAAAAACUAUUCUGAAAUGUAAUUUAAAUUGAAAUGAAAGGAAUGUUAAUCCACACGUAUACCGUUUAUUUUGCCUGGUGGGCUACUUUGGUUUUGCCAGAUUAGCUUUCCUUAAAGUGUGUAACAUUUGUAAUAGGAUUAUUCUCCCUGCGUGCAUGCUUUACGCACAAUACUUUGGAAAGGAAGUCCUGCUAACAGUUCAGUUAUUAAAACUCUCUCCACCUGAAAGCACCAACACGGCGGGAAUGCACACAUCUACCAUGGCGAUGAAGACCGGUUCAUCAUCUGAGUUUUGAUUUUUAGAUAAAAAACUGAACUGUAAAUAUGAAAAAGUAUUGUGUGCUUGAAUGUGCUUCUGCAGUGUGUUUGGGUGCUAUGUAAAUGAUGUAGUAUAUCACAGGUGAAUAAGCUGACAUUGUAUAAAGGACUUGAGGUAGUGUUCUUUUAAAAAAAGAAAUAGUGUGAGUUGUAAUCUGCCUAUUGUUUGACACAGACGCACAAUGUCUGCAGAAUAGACAAUAGAAGAAAAAACAGGAUUUAGUUUAUCAAAAGACGUUGGUUUGUUUUGAAUUUAAUCACUGAUUUGAGCUCGGUUGGUGUGCGAGCUGAAUGUCUUUUCAACUGUGUGUGUGUGCGUGUGUGUGUGUGACCAAUGGUGCACUGAUGAAACAAUUGAAAUGACCUUGUUGUUAGUUGUUGGACUCUUAACAAGAAAUGUGAAUAUUGCCACAGCAAAUGUUGCCAAUAGUUGUUGUAUUAGGUUUAUUUACUCUUUCACUUGCAAUUAUCUUUUUCAGUGUUGCUUCUGUAUGAGCUGUAGCCACAAUCAGAGUGUUUGCAAUACCAGUUAAAGAUUGUUACCGUGCACCUGAAAAAACUUUUGGCAUUCUGAACAAUCUUGAUGUUUUUUUUUUUUUUGUAAUUACACUUGA